AUGCCCGCCUCACGUCACCAACAAAUCACUGCCAGACUGCCCACUUUGGCCACCCUGCCCCCUCUAAAUCCCACGCUACCAGACGCUUGUCCGCGACCUUAUCCUCACCGCCGGUCACUAGCGGCGCUCGCCUAUCGUCCCGCUAACUACUACAGUGCAGCAAAAGUCUCCCCAACCUAUCCUCUUACUGCUUCCCAAGUAGAUUCUACGAAUGCAGACACUCAGCUCAACGAGGUUUGUGGCAUUCGGGUCCCCUCGCUCUAUUCAGCAGCUCGUACAGCUCUCUACACUCGCUACACUCCGAGGAACUGGUUCGACAGCUAUAACCGCCUUUUGCAAGCAAAUGACCUAGCACAAAAGAACUCGGAUUGCCUAGCUCACGACUCGAAGAGGUUGGAGGAGGAACUGGCGGACAGAGCUAAGACCAAUCAAAAUGUAUCAACACGGAGGUUGGGCGAUCGGAUCUGUGAUACGGCCUUUUGGCAGAGUGAAGUGGACUCCGAAAUAGCAAAGAUGAAACAGGAGAUUGACGAUCAAAUUCGCGCCCGUCGAGUGACAGAGAAGCUAUUGGCAGAGACGGAGAAUCAUCUGCAUGUGACACAGGAGUGCUUGUACAAUAGAGAGAAGAGGCAGUGCACAGAUUUGGUUCAUGAUGACGUGGAAAAGAGACUCAUUGAGGAAGUCAACACGGUUAGGUGUAUCCAGGAUGAACUUCGAAGUCUUAUUGACGACGCAAAAACCCAGGAACAACUGAACAGGGCUGCGUUGCACGACUUAGAGGUGGACAAAGCUAGGAAAUUUAGGGCCAUUCAGUUGGACGAGAGCGCCCAUUCAAUGCACAACAGUUCGGCUCAUAUCAGCUACUACGAGGGUGUGGAGUGCAUCGACCAAACCCAAUCAGUGCCGGAGACAUGGAACAAGCAAGUGUCUGAUCUCAUACAGCGCAGCCAGUCAGAACGUGCAGCAAGUCGAAUGCUGCGUGAACGCAUCGCAAAGGGGAUCGCACACGCCAGCAAGACCCUAUCGGACAUCUGGGAGGUUGUUAACGCUGCAUUUGCUCAACGUAUCCGAGAAUUCACUGAUGCUCGUAAUCAGCUGCAGGCUUCGCUUGGGAAGACACUGCAAGCAAUCUUUGACACGGAAAAGGAGAUUGAGGACCUGAAGAAGGCCAUCAAGGAUAAAGAGGAGUACCUUAAGACGGCGACGUCUCGUCUGAACACGCGUCUACUGAGACCCGGGGUGGAGAAUUGUCGUGAUCCGGCGAUGGUACAUCUAAUUUGUGAGGUGAAGCAGCUAAAGGCGGCCAUCGAAGAGCUGACAAAACAGUUGCGACGAGCUGAGGGUGUGCUUCAGGAGCUUCUGCAUUUGAGGACUGCAAAGGAGGGCGAACUGGCCUGCAAGAACAACAGCCUCUUCAUCGACCGGGAGUGUUGCCUUGCCCUGCGCACACAGUGGCCGGGUGGACCGACAGCGGGCGCAGCGAACGCCAUUCCCUGUCCUGGCAACAUUGUCUCCUCGGUGCAAGUUUGCACUUGCAACUAUCAGAACUCGUGUGUGGUGUGCCACGUCGACGUGUGUAUCAUUCCAACUCCUACAAUGAUUAUAACAAAAAAGACGGGUAAAGAGGGCUCCAAGAGCCAAAAAACAAUCCACUUUGAUAAUUUGUGUACAAUUGGAUUCUACAGGAAUAUCAUCUUGGGUGUUACGAGUUUAUACUUCCUCAUUACGUACCUCUUUUUCUGGGAUCGUUUCACGGCGCGUUACAUUGUUCUCUCCUCUCUUUGCUUCAUCGCAAACCUCUCUGCCUACCAAUUCAUGUCGUACCUCGCCACACCCCGCUAUGAAAAUGACGAACGCGGGAAUAGUCGAUUAGUUGAUGCCGGUUUUGACUUGAACAUUGGCCCCGGUAGCCUUGCUGAGCAUGCGAAAGACCUCAUCCUGACCUGCUCCUUGGUACAGGGCUUAACCCUUCUUCACAACGGCUUUUGGUUUCUACUUCUUUCCAUUCCUGGUCGCGUGUGCUACCUCUUCUGGGCGCACAUCCUAGCCCCGUGGAUAUUCGAUCCCAACCAGUCGCCGCAGAUAAGUGAGAAGAAGCAGAAAAAACAGGAACGUCGGUUGAAGCGAAUGCAGAAUGCGGGACGAUGA
This is a messenger RNA of Echinococcus granulosus, 2148 nucleotides long. Its product is annotated as Tektin-3. NCBI's taxonomy places the organism in Eukaryota, Metazoa, Platyhelminthes, Cestoda, Cyclophyllidea, Taeniidae. Gene Ontology annotation, cellular component: nucleus; microtubule cytoskeleton. The record is from RefSeq and is a predicted model, not a curated record. Gene Ontology annotation, biological process: cilium assembly; cilium movement involved in cell motility. Bases 1 to 2148 code for a protein of 715 amino acids. The transcript has 10 exons.